AUGGUAGAAAUUGUUCUUUCGGUUGCAGCAAAAGUUUCACAGUACCUGGUUGAUCCAGCUGUACGUCAGCUGGGUUAUCUGUUUAACUACCGUGCCAUCAUUGAGGACCUCUCUCGACAGGUUCAGAAGCUGAGGGAUGCCAGGGCUAGGCUGCAGCACUCUGUGGAUGAAGCUAUUGGGAAUGGACAUAUAAUCGAAGAUGAUGUUCGCAAGUGGAUGGAACGUGCUGAUGAGUUCAUAGACAAUGCUGGCAAAUUCCUUGAAGAUGAGGAGGCGCGGGAGAGUUGUUUCAAUGGGUUGUGUCUUAAUUUGAAGUCCCAGUACCAGCUAAGCAGGGAAGCAAGGAAGAAGGCAGGGGUUUCUGUUCAAAUCCUUGGAGAUGGCCAAUUUGAGAAGGUAGCAUAUCGUGCCCCUCUGCAAGGGAUAAGGCGCAGACCUUCCGAAGCUUUAGAAUCAAGAAUGUUGACUUUGAAUGAAGUCAUGGAGGCCUUAAGGGAUGCCAAGAUCAACAAGAUCGGGGUAUGGGGGUUGGGCGGUGUCGGGAAGACCACGCUGGUGAAACAAGUGGCUGAACAAGCUGCUCAAGAGAAGUUGUUCGACAAGGUGGUCACGGCAGAUCUGUUAGAGACUCCAGACUUAAAAAAAAUUCAAGGGGAACUUGCAGACUUUCUAGGUAUGAAAUUGGAGGAGGAGAGUGAACAGGGAAGAGCAGCUCGACUAUGUCAGAGGAUGAAGGAGAUUAAGACCAUCCUCAUCAUCUUGGAUGAUAUUUGGGCGAAACUUGACUUGGAGAAAAGAGGAAUUCCUUCUCCAGAUCACCACAAAGGAUGCAAAUUAGUGCUAACUUCUAGAAAUGAACACAUCUUGUCCAAUGAGAUGGAUACUCAAAAGGAUUUUCGAGUUCAACCUUUGCAAGAAGAUGAAACAUGGAUUUUAUUUAAGAACACAGCUGGUUCCAUUGAAAAUCCAGAGUUGCAACCUAUAGCUGUUGAUGUAGCAAAAGAAUGCGCGGGUUUGCCACUUGCAAUAGUAACUGUGGCAACGACAUUGAAAGGCGAGAAGAGUGUGUCCAUUUGGGAGGAUGCCCGGCUACAACUGAAAUCGCAAACCUCGACUAACGUAACAGGACUGACAACAAAUGUAUACUCAAGUCUGAAGUUGAGCUACGAACACUUGAAGGGAGUUGAAGUGAAGUCAUUUUUCUUGCUUUGUGGUUUAAUUUCUCAAAAUGAUAUUCAUAUAUGGGACUUGUUGAAAUAUGGUGUGGGUCUGCGAUUAUUUCAAGGAACUAAUACAUUGGAAGAGGCGAAAAAUAGAAUAGAUACAUUGGUUGACAACCUCAAAUCCUCAAAUUUGUUACUAGAAACUGGCCAUAAUGCAGUUGUUAGAAUGCAUGAUCUUGUUCGGAGUACUGCCAGAAAAAUUGCAUCCGAUCAACAUCAUGUGUUUACACUCCAGAAUACUGCUGUAAGAGUGGAAGGAUGGCCAAAGAUAGAUGAACUCCAGAAGGUCACCUGGGUAAGUCUGCAUGACUGUGAUAUUCAUGAACUUCCAGAAGGGCUGGUAUGUCCAAAACUUGAACUUUUUGAAUGUUCCCUAAAGACCAAUUCGGCGGUGCAAAUCCCAAACACGUUUUUUGAAGGGAUGAAGCAACUCAAAGUAUUAGAUUUACGUGGAACGCAACUUCCAUCGCUGCCCUUAUCACUUCAGUGCCUUACAAAUCUUCAAACAUUGUGUUUGAAUGGAUGCAAGGUGGGAGACAUUGUUAUAAUUGCAAGGCUAAAGAAAUUAGAAAUUCUUAGCCUUAUGGAUUCUGAUAUGGAACAGUUGCCCAGAGAAAUAGCACAGUUGACUCAUCUAAGGCUGUUAGAUUUGAGCGGUUCUUCGAAACUAAAAGUAAUUCCAUCAGAUGUCAUAUCAAGCUUGUCCCAAUUAGAGAAUUUGUGUAUGGCAAAUAGCUUUACUCAAUGGGAGGGGGAAGGAAAGAGUAAUGCUUGCCUUGCUGAGUUGAAGCAUUUGUCUCAUUUAACCUCUUUGGACAUACAAAUACCAGAUGCCAAGUUGCUGCCAAAAGACAUAGUCUUUGAUAACUUGGUGAGAUAUAGAAUAUUUGUAGGUGAUGUCAGGAGCUGGGAAGAAAUUUUUGAAGCCAAUAGUACGUUGAGGCUCAACAAGUUCGACACAAGCCUUCAUCUGGUGGAUGGUAUCAGCAAGUUGUUGAAGAGAACUGAAGAUCUACACUUGAGUGAAUUGUGUGGUGGUACUAAUGUUCUUUCCAAAUUAGAUGGGGAGGGUUUUUUAAAAUUAAAGCAUCUCAAUGUUGAAAGCAGUCCAGAGAUUCAAUAUAUUGUGAACUCGAUGGAUCUGACUCCAUCACAUGGUGCCUUUCCUGUUAUGGAGACACUGUCUCUCAAUCGGCUGAUUAACUUGCAAGAAUUUGUUACAGAAUUUGGAAGAACUAAUAGUAGUAAACUGUGGUCAGCUGGAACACGUAUUUGA
Molecule: messenger RNA, 2499 nt
Organism: Vitis riparia (riverbank grape)
Lineage: Eukaryota; Viridiplantae; Streptophyta; Magnoliopsida; Vitales; Vitaceae
Product: probable disease resistance protein At4g27220
Exons: 2
Coding region: 1-2499 (832 amino acids)
Molecular function (GO): ATP hydrolysis activity; ADP binding; protein binding
Source: RefSeq, a predicted model, not a curated record